This is a messenger RNA of Zophobas morio, 1285 nucleotides long. RefSeq lists its product as uncharacterized. The coding region runs from base 1 to 741 and encodes 246 amino acids. Lineage: Eukaryota; Metazoa; Arthropoda; Insecta; Coleoptera; Tenebrionidae. The transcript has 4 exons. The record is from RefSeq and is a predicted model, not a curated record.
AUGCCCUGUUCAGCUCUGCCUCCACAUCCAACCUGUAGUAUGCGGCGAUCUCUCCUCGGAGGCAGUGCGAACUCUCCCAGCGAAAGCGCGUCGGCCCGCUCACCCGCCGCCGAACACCCGAACAGCCCGUGCCGCCCCAACCCAGCGCCCGCCAUGGAAGAAACCGAAGUGGUCGGGCUUUCCAAACUGAAGGAAACCGUCGCCCCAUCCGACUCGGAUAAGACCCCCGACACCCGCUACGCCCUCGACUACUACCCCUUCGCCGUGGUUUUCCGCCUGCGAGUCCUCCAGAUCGUUUGCGGCAUCUCGUUCUUGGUAAUCGGAACCGUGGCUUUCAUCGAGGAGAAGGGACGGAUGAACCUGGGACUGGGGAUUCCCGCAGGAGGAGCCACGAUUCUCGCCGCAGCCGCCAGCAUCCACACCACCAAGGGCUUCGGCGGCUACCGCACCUCCACCUGCAUGCCCGGCUCCCACCUCCGCUUCCUCGGUCCCUCGGUCAAGAUCGCCGUCCCCUUGACCAUCCUCUGGGCCACCGCCUGCUCCUUCCUCGCCAUCCUCAUCCUGCAGUCCACCAAGGUGCUCAGUUGCUACCGCAACAACAUCUGCGUCAGCGAGGUCAACCCCUACGACGACAAGAACGACCUCCUGGUGCUGGCGGCGGCAGAGCUGCUGCUCGCCGUCAUCACCUUCCUCGCCGUCUUCCUGCUGCUGAGGAUCGACUGCAAGUACGACCCCGACUGAUCGGCGCCGCCCCCCGACCCCCAGGGGACCGGUGUGGGGGUCAGCGUCAUCGGGGGGAUCGGGGCGUUCUCGAUGCCGGCCACUACGACUACUACUUGUGAUAGGGUUGGGAGGAUAGCGUGGGUGGUGUAGGAGUUGAGGAGACUGAUAAUAGCGGUGUUACCGCACCUGUUAGGAUAUGUUGUGUCGUAUAUGUGUCUGCUGAAGCAGAUUUAAUUAUUAAGCAAAAUUAUCGUAUUUAUGCAACUACAAAUUUUAUGUUUGUUGUCGUUGACUGUUGGAUAUAUAUUUUGGUGUUUUGGAGUGGUAAAUGAUUUGUUCUUAAUUGGUUCGUAGUUAGCUUUAUUUAAAUGUACACAGUGUUGUCUAAGUAUAUAUGGACCACUCGAACCUCUAAAUUUGACUAUUUUAACCCACACGUGUUAGAAAAUUUUACGUUUUUUUUUUAAGUUUCAUUAUCCUAUAAAUAUCAAAGAUAAUAUUUUUAUACUCUUGUACGUUUCUUCUUUACUUUAGUAUUAAUUGUGCACAUUUUAAUUGUUCG